Molecule: messenger RNA, 5517 nt
Organism: Tuber aestivum (summer truffle)
Lineage: Eukaryota; Fungi; Ascomycota; Pezizomycetes; Pezizales; Tuberaceae
Source: the annotation of a GenBank genome assembly
AGUCUCAAUGCUAAGCUUCAUGAAAGAGAAGGGGGAAAAAAUGAAAAAUUACUAUUUCGCUACAGUUAUCCCCAGAGAUAGCUCCGUGGUCUAAUGUUUCAACAUGCCCACUCGUGCACUGUGAUCAGAUCCGCAGAACCGAAAUUUACAGUACCUAACCUUAGCAUCCCAUGGUAAUCUGCCAAACUAUCAACCAUCCGCCCGGAGACAAAGACACAAACCCUCUUCCCCUUUUCAGCGCGAUUUUCUGAUCAGCACACUGUCCCUUCGUUUCCCUCUAUUUCCUAUUUUUCACCUUCGCCCCGUUGCCUCUCUGUUCAUUCGCAUGCCGAGCGGCGAUGAGAUUCGCCUUUAGUUUGACUUUCACACCUCCUGUUUUCCACCCACCCACUAAAUAGAGACGACCAAGAGAGAGCUUCCUUACAGCGCCUCACCCUUUCCUUUCGACCUACUUUCCCCUCCUACUGACCACUGUUAAUCGACGAAGACAGGCUUCCCGCCAUCCGUGCGACAGGCCAAAAAUCCCGUCUGAAACCCACGGGGUAGCCCAAUCGUAUGGCGGGCAACUCGAACAAUCAGGACUUGCUCCUUGAUCUUGACGAUCAGGGCCGCAACUAUGGAAAUCCCGGCCGUCCUCCAGCGAUCUCGGAGGAUGAAUAUGCCCACAGAGCUUCCACUUCUUACGAUGAUUUUGUAGGAGGUAGCUCGUCUCUCUCCCCACCACCGGCUCCGGGACUGACAACCGCUCACCGAACUUAUUCACAAACAUCCGUCUUGGGCAACUAUCAGCCCUACUACGAUGCGGACGACCAAGAGCUAUACCCUGACGAGGGCCGUCCAGCCAGUGGUUAUCACUACGCAUCUGCAAGUGAUGAACAACAAGAUGCCGCUCACGGGAAUCUUAGGAAUCGACAGCAGGGGGUGGUGGAGAGAGUAAAAUCAGUGCUGGGAAUGGGGCCGGAAUACAGCGAGAUGGAUUUACCGUUGACGGAAGCGCGGCCAAAGAAUACGGCUGCCGGGGGCACAGAGGGCGCGUCCGGGGGUCAGAGGUCAAAAGGGCGACGGAACAGUGGGGGCAAAUUCAAAUUCGGUUUUGGGAGAAGAAAGGUGGACCCAUCAACCUUGGGGCCGCGAGUAAUUCACCUCAACAACCCACGAACUAAUGCUACCGGAAAAUAUGUCGACAAUCACAUUUCCACAGCAAAAUAUAACAUCGCAACCUUUCUCCCCAAGUUUCUUUACGAGCAGUUCUCCAAGUAUGCCAAUUUAUUUUUCUUAUUCACAGCCGCGCUACAGCAGAUUCCGAACAUUUCGCCAACUAACAAAUACACCACCAUUGGUCCUUUGAUUGUCGUUUUACUGGUGUCGGCCGGAAAGGAACUUGUUGAGGACUGGAAGCGGAAAACCCAAGAUCAGGAGUUGAAUAGGUCGAAGGCCAGGGUACUGGUGGGAACAUCAUUCGAGACACAGAGAUGGAUAAAUGUCCGGGUUGGAGACAUAGUUAGAGUGGAAUCAGAAGAGCCAUUUCCGGCAGAUUUGGUGCUGAUGGCUUCAUCCGAGCCGGAAGGAUUAUGCUACAUCGAAACCGCCAAUCUAGAUGGGGAGACAAAUCUGAAGAUCAAGCAAGCUAUUCCCGAAACUGCGAAUUUAGUCAGCCCGAGUGAGUUGAGCCGACUCUCUGGGAGAAUCCGUUCCGAGCAACCAAACAGCAGUCUCUACACGUACGAAGCUACCUUGACAAUAGGUCUCGGGGGAGGGGAGAAAGAGCUACCACUGAGUCCAGACCAACUAUUGCUUAGAGGGGCCACCUUGAGAAAUACUCCCUGGGUCCAUGGCGUUGUUGUAUUCACAGGUCACGAGACUAAACUUAUGAGAAACGCUACUGCGACGCCCAUUAAACGUACGGCGGUGGAGAGACAGCUCAAUGUAGACAUCAUCAUGCUUGUCGGAAUUCUGCUACUCCUUUCUCUGGUCUCUUCUAUUGGCGAUGUUAUCAAACAGGUUUGUCAAACCCCUCAGUUGGCCACGGAUCAUGAACGGGGAAACUGAACAAAGCCUUAGGCAACCGCGAGUUCUACCAUGUCUUACUUGUAUCUUGGGGAUAACAACAAAGUGCGUCAGUUUUUCGCAGAUAUUCUGACCUAUUGGGUCCUGUAUUCCAACUUGGUUCCUAUCAGGUGCGUUACCCCCCCCCCCCCUGCUGGGUCACACUAACCCACUCCAGUUUAUUUGUCACUGUUGAAAUCGUUAAAUAUUCGCAUGCAUUCCUCAUCAAUUCCGACCUUGAUAUUUACUAUCCAGAUACGGACACUCCCGCGGUCUGCAGAACUUCGAGCCUUGUUGAAGAGCUGGGGCAGAUCGAGUACAUCUUUUCUGACAAAACUGGUACCCUUACUUGCAAUAUGAUGGAGUUUCGGCAGUGCUCUAUUGCUGGUAUAUGCUAUGCUGAUGAGGUUCCGGAAGACCGCCGCGCAACUGUUCAAGAUGGUGUGGAAGUUGGAAUACAUGACUUCGCGAGACUGAAGGAAAAUCUCAGAUCCCACUCCUCGCGUGAAGUCAUGCAUCAUUUCCUUACUCUCCUUGCUACUUGCCACACAGUUAUUCCAGAGCGCAAGGACAACAAUCCCAACGAGAUAAAAUACCAAGCUGCCUCCCCGGAUGAAGGUGCUCUUGUUGAAGGCGCUGUUCAACUUGGCUAUCGCUUCCUUGCUCGAAAGCCAAAAAGUGUCACUGUGCUAGUAGAAGGGCGGGAGUACGACUAUGAAUUGCUUAACAUCUGCGAGUUCAAUUCGACCAGGAAGAGGAUGUCUGCAAUUCUCAGGUGCCCCGAUGGGAAAGUUAGAAUUUACUGCAAAGGCGCUGAUACCGUUAUCAUAGAGAGGCUAUCAAAAGACAAUCCGAUGGUUGAGGCAACGCUCCAGCACUUAGAAGAUUAUGCUACGGAAGGGCUAAGAACCCUUUGUUUAGCUAUGCGAGAGAUUCCUGAUGAGGAAUAUCGCCAAUGGUCGGCUAUAUACGACAAGGCCGCCACAACAAUAAAUAAUCGCAGCGAGGAGCUUGAUAAAGCUGCAGAACUCAUUGAGAAGGAGCUAUAUCUGCUCGGUGCGACAGCCAUCGAAGACAGACUCCAAGAUGGCGUCCCCGAUACAAUUCACACAUUACAAACGGCCGGCAUCAAAGUUUGGUAUGGGCCCAAACGUCCUGCGGAUACCCCUCUGGACCGAUACUGACACCGCACAGGGUUUUGACCGGUGAUAGACAAGAAACUGCUAUUAACAUUGGAAUGAGCUGCAAACUCAUUAGUGAGGAUAUGAACCUGGUCAUUGUGAACGAAGAGGAUAUGGAAAGCACAAGAAACGAUUUGAGCAAGAAAUUGACAGCUAUCAAAGCGCAAAAGAGCUCCGGUGCUGAGCCAGAGGUGAAGUGCCUUCCAGAGAUAUGACAAACUUUGUGCUUAUUAGUCUAGGCCCUAGCUCUAAUCAUUGACGGUCGCUCCCUUACUUUUGCUCUUGAGAAGGAUCUGGAAAAGACUUUCCUUGACCUUGCUGUCCUAUGCAAGGCUGUCAUCUGCUGGUAUGUGUUCCUGUACUCCUACACGAUGAGAUUUUGCUGAGCCCUUCUAGCCGGGUCUCUCCCCUUCAAAAGGCUCUUGUUGUCAAGCUUGUGAAACGCCACCUCAAAGCUAUCCUGCUCGCUAUCGGAGAUGGUGCAAAUGAUGUUAGUAUGAUUCAGGCGGCACAUGUCGGCGUUGGCAUCAGCGGCGUAGAAGGCCUGCAGGCCGCUCGUAGCGCAGAUGUUGCUAUUGGCCAAUUCCGGUUCCUCCGCAAGCUGUUGCUUGUUCAUGGAGCUUGGAGCUACCAGCGUAUCAGUAAGGUUAUCCUUUAUUCGUUUUACAAGAAUAUCACACUUUACAUGACGCAGUUUUGGGUUUGUAUACCUUGCCCUGUUUUAUUUUCGCAAUUCUAAUACCGAGCAGUUCUCCUUUCAAAACGGCUUUUCUGGGCAAGUAAUCUAUGAAUCGUGGACGCUCUCGUUCUACAAUGUCUUCUUCACUGUCUUGCCUCCAUUGGUCAUGGGCAUCUUUGAUCAAUUCAUAAGCGCAAGAUUACUUGAUCGUUACCCGCAAUUAUAUCAGUUAGGCCAAAAGGGCUUAUUCGUGCGUCUACCUCAAACACCCUCUUUGUAACUGCUGGUUCUGAUCUGUUGUUGUUAGUUUAAACAAACUAGCUUCUGGGCGUGGCUGGUGAACGGAUUCUACCACUCGCUCAUUCUGUAUAUUGUUUCGGAGUUGAUUUUCCUAUUCGACCAUCCUCAGGCAGACGGGAAGCCAGCCGGUCAUUGGUUGUGGGGAACCGCGCUCUACACGGCCGUUCUAGCCACCGUUCUAGGAAAGGCAGCGCUUGUAACCAAGUGCGUAUCAAUACCUGUUACCUACCAAAUCCCCUAGAUUUGCUAACGCGAGUCCAGUAUGUGGACCAAAUAUGCCGUCAUGGCUAUUCCCGGCUCUAUGUUGAUUUGGAUGGGAUUUAUGCCCGCAUACGCCACAGUGGCUCCUAUGCUCGGUUUCUCCGAGGAAUAUCACGGUAUCCUUGGCAGGCUUAUUACCUCUCCGGUAUUUUGGGCCAUGGCUGUCAUUCUCCCCUGCCUAUGUUUGGUCCGAGAUUUUGCAUGGAAAUAGUAAGUUGAUGGGUAACCGAUAUCCCUCCGCAGCAUAAGCUAACAAUCGCGCAGCGCCAAACGAAUGUACUUCCCACAGACCUAUCACCACAUUCAGGAGAUCCAAAAGUACAACAUUCAAGAUUACAGACCAAGGUAAAGCCAGAGUCUAGUUCCAGCGCCCGCGUACUGACGAUUUGGCAGGAUGGAACAAUUUCAGAAGGCUAUCCGUAAGGUACGCCAGGUACAACGAAUGCGGAAGCAGAGGGGAUAUGCCUUUUCUCAGGCGGACGAAGGGCAGUCACGGCUGCUCCAGGCAUAUGACACCACCAAGGAGAGAGGCAAAUAUGGAGAAAUGAAGAGUGUGAGGUCGGAUGCUCGGCCUCAUUGAAAGCACCAUUGGUGGGUGUUAUUGGUCAAGUCAUUCCAAAGAGGUUUGGCCGUGUAGUUAGUUUUUCAUUUCGGAUUGUACUUCAUCUAGCCUCUUUUCCCCAUUUUUCCACGCCCUCUCACUUUCCUUCUCCGUACCCCUUGUUUAGUCUUGGCCGUUUCGGGAUACGUACAACCGCACAAGCUCGGCAUUCAUGAUUCACCUCAUGGAUGAAAAGCUGAUACGAUAGCAUGAGCACGCGCAAGGCUGUUUUUUAUCGGCUUUUGGACAGCGAUAUUAGGACAUGAUCAUGAUGAUAAUAGCAUAUCUCCUAUGAGAUUUCUCUGAAGCCAAAUUACUCGAUCAGCGGUGUAAAUCCGCAGAAAUGAUAUCAACGAGUGACCAUCUAUGACUUGUAGACCCCGGCCCACCCGGCAUAGAGCACUAGGAAAGGGAAAGGACCAGGAGAUACCCCCAGCACCGAAGCCUAA